AUGCCGAGAGGAAAUCGGCCAAAACCUUCUACUAAAUUAAUUUCUGAACAAAUUUUAAAAGAAAUUAAAUCAUUUCGUCCUUUACGUUUAUUUAUUAACAAACAAAAACGAAAAGGAAAUGUAGAUAAUCCAUUUACUUUACGAGUUAAAUUUUGUCAAUUACCACCAGAUAAACAAGCUAGAUAUUUACAAAAAUCAGUCGAUAAAUAUAUUCAAUUACUUGACGAAAACGAUAUUGAUGAGCAUGUACAAACAGAAUGUAAAUUGUUCGAUUAUUUAUUAAUAAAAAGUGAACAAAAGAAAUAUUUUCAAUCAAUUAAUGCUCCAACAAAACCACCAGGAACAGCAGUACCUUAUUAUACUCAACUUGUAAAACAAGAAAAUGACGAUGAUGAUAGUGAACCAGCAUGGAAAUCAUUGAGUGUAAAUGAAAAACAAAAUUACAAAAAGAUGAGAAAAGAAGCUAAAACUGAAUAUUUAGCUCAAGUAAGAAAUUUUGCUAAUGAUUUACCAGAACGUCUUCGAACGGAUUAUUUAUUAUUUGUUGAACAAUCACCAAAUAAACGUCAAUCAAUUGAUACAUCCUAUGUUAACAAUCAUGAUGAUACGAUUACUUCGAGAUCUAUUCGUCAACGUCGUAAAUCUUUAACAUCUUUACCUGAUAGUUUACAACCGACAAUACCAAUAAAUGAUAGUCAACAAAAAUUAACCAAAGCUCAACUUCAUGCAUUACAUAAAUGUAUGCCAAAUAUUCUUUAUUAUGAAACAAAUAUUUCCGAUAAAGAUAAACCAACAUUUACAAAAGCUAUGACACAAAAUGCUUAUAUGAAAUCAAUAUUUAAUCAAUUAGAUGAAAAUGAAAAAUUAAAAUAUAUAUUAAAAUCAAUUAAAAAAUGGAAUGAAUUUCUUGAAUUUAAUCCAAAUAUAAUUGAAAAUCAAAUAGCAACAUUACAUUUAUUAUUAUAUAAAAAUGAAGAUAUUAUUUUAUAUUUUACUUCAAUUGGUUUACCACAACGUCCACCAAUAAAUAGUUAUCUUUUAUAUAAUCAAGAAAAAGAAGAAACAGGUUCACAACAAUCUUGGACUGAUUUAUCUCAAAUACAACGAACUGAAUAUUCUCAACAAUUAAUUGAAUUAAAAAAUCAAUAUUAUGAAAAACUUGUCGAAUUUGUUGAUCAAAAUUUACCAUCUGAUUAUAUACGAUAUGAAUUUUUUCGUAAUGUUAAAUAUGCAGUAAAAGAUUAUGAAUUAGCUUCAAAAAGUGAAAUAAUUGAUAAAACUACUGGACGAUUUAAACUUAUUGAAUCUCAUUUACAAAAAAUGAUUAAGACUAAUGAUAUGAAUCAAUUCAAUCAAAUAAAACAAAAAUUAUUAUCAACACAAUUAACAAAUGAACAAAAACAUCUUGUAGAAGAACUUACUCAAUUAUUAUAUAAAUAUAUACAAUAA
Messenger RNA from Rotaria sordida, 1449 nucleotides. The record is from the annotation of a GenBank genome assembly. Lineage: Eukaryota; Metazoa; Rotifera; Eurotatoria; Philodinida; Philodinidae.